Molecule: messenger RNA, 1203 nt
Organism: Penicillium psychrosexuale
Lineage: Eukaryota; Fungi; Ascomycota; Eurotiomycetes; Eurotiales; Aspergillaceae
Exons: 2
Coding region: 1-1203 (400 amino acids)
Source: RefSeq, a predicted model, not a curated record
AUGCUCAGAGCCAGAAGAGCGGCCCGACAAGGAGCUCCUGCACAAGACCCUCGAUACGCACAAUCGGGUGGCCGAUCUCGAUACCGUGAACGAAGGCAGGGUUAUCCUCCCGAACAGUACAGCCCAGGGCAAGACCAGUACGGACAUCCCCAGCAGCAACAACACAGCCAAACUCAGCAGCAUGGCGCGCCACAGCCGCAGUGGCCGGAAGAACUAUACAAUCCCAGGCAAAUGUACGGCCCGCCGCAGCAGUAUGUGGGACAGCAGCCACCUACACUUCCGCCGAGCGAACUCUACGCUCCCAACGAAUUAGAAGCCCAGUAUGCGAGACAGCAACCGCCGAGUGAACUCUACGCUGGCAACGAAUUAGAAGCCCACCAUGCGAGACAGCAACCGCCGAGUGAACUCUACGCUGGCAACGAAUUAGAAGCCCAAAGAUUCAACGGCGAGAACAUGAGCCCAUUCGCUCGCGUCCGCGUACCAGAGCUAGAGCACCAAAUCUCGUCCGAUGAACUUAUCGUUUUCAUCGAUGAACUAAACGAAGCGUUCCUAGCGAACCCAGCCCUUCAAGCCGCCAACAACGCCGCCAAUGUCGGCGGCAUGGCCCCCUCUAUGAUUGUGCAGAUGGUCAGUAUGGGUGUCAACGUGGUAGCUGGGGUCGGCUCAUCAGUUACAACCAAGGUGCACACGAAAAAGUACCUAGCUAAGGCGAACGAGGAGCUCUUCCAUCCCAAGGGCUUGCAUGUCCAGAUGUGCAAGACAGAUAAGAUGCUUGAAUAUGUUGGCUUGGGUGGUCAAGAAAAUGUCUUCGUUCGUCAGCAGUACCAGGAUGCGUCUGAAAGUAACAACCACCCUAUUAUGCAGCGCAUGAGUUUGUUGGGAAAUCGAGUUAUGUCACUUUCCUUCAAUAAUGUUAAGGAACCAACAAUGCCUGAUGGAUUUUGGAAGAAAUGGGGUGCAAAAGAAGCUAGUAAGGUCGAACAGAAGCAGAAUGAGAAGAUGAUAAAAGAUCAGGCUAGGCAAGAUCGGAGGUCAGGGAGGAGAGGAGGUCGGGGGACUUCUAGGAGACAGGAGAGGCAAGAAAAGAAGAAGACGAAGGAGGCUAAUAAGAUUUUGUGGAUUGUAAUUGCCGCAAAGGAGGAAAGUGCUGGAGGGGAUGACGAGUGGGAUUCGGAAUCGGAGAGUUCGAGGAGUCACACUUGA